Mobula hypostoma (lesser devil ray) is the source of this 2653-nucleotide messenger RNA. RefSeq names its product pleckstrin homology domain containing, family F (with FYVE domain) member 1 (gene plekhf1). Gene Ontology annotation, molecular function: phosphatidylinositol binding; metal ion binding. The record is from RefSeq and is a predicted model, not a curated record. Gene Ontology annotation, cellular component: lysosome; early endosome. Gene Ontology annotation, biological process: endosome to lysosome transport; positive regulation of autophagy; positive regulation of intrinsic apoptotic signaling pathway. The coding region runs from base 442 to 1251 and encodes 269 amino acids. NCBI's taxonomy places the organism in Eukaryota, Metazoa, Chordata, Chondrichthyes, Myliobatiformes, Myliobatidae. The transcript has 4 exons.
CUGCUCUCUGCAAUAGUGUGAAGGCUGAUUGCAGGAACAAGCAGAAUAUUUUCAUCACAAAACAGAAGACGGUGAGAUCUGAAAAAUUACACUGAAGUUGGCCGGUACAUUCUAGGCAACUGAAAAAAUAGCAGAGUCCUGAAGAGGGGCCUCAACCUGAAAUGACGACGGUUUAUUCCUUUCUAUAGAUUCUGACUCAUCUGCGUUCGUCCAGCAUUUUGGAGAUACAGCUUGGUUUGACGUCUUUCCAGCCCAAGGAGCCUGCGCCGCCAGUUUACACCAAUGUGACCACUUGACCUACUAACCAGUACAUAUUUGGAAUCUGGGAGGAAACCCGAGCACUCAGAGGAAACCCACACUUUUUGGAAAAUAUUUAACCAAAAGCUGGUUAUCUUUUCUUAAACCACAGAAUUUGGCUUUUGACAAGGGCUUAUAGAUAGGAUGACAGAUCACCUGGUAAACACAGAGAUCAAUGCACAACGAAUUGCUGCAGUUGAAAAUUGCUUCGGAGCAAAUGGUCAACCUCUAGCACUGCCUGGGCGGGUACUUGUAGGUGAGGGAUUAUUGACAAAAGUCUGUCGCAAGAAGCCAAAGGCCCGAAUGUUUUUCUUGUUUAAUGACAUCCUGGUGUAUGGAACUGUCAUCAUCCAUAAAACAAAAUAUGCUGGCCAGCAGAUAAUACCACUGGAAAAUGUUACUGUUCAAAACCUUGAAGAUAGUUAUGAGCAGAAAAACCAAUGGCUGAUAAAAACAUCACGAAAAUCAUUUGUAGUGAGUGCUGCAACCCCUCUUGAAAAAGAAGACUGGAUGAGGCAUAUCAGCAACUGUGUGGAACAGCUAUUGGAACAGACUGGAAAGACACCAUCUACUGAUCAUGCAGCUCCUUGGAUACCGGACAAGAUGACUGAAAUCUGUAUGCGGUGCACUCAAAAGAAAUUCAGUACUGUGAUCCGGAGGCAUCACUGCCGAAAAUGUGGCUUUGUGGUGUGCCAUUCCUGCUCGAAGAACAAAUUUCUUAUGCCUCAGCAGUCCUCAAAGCCUUUAAGGGUAUGCACACUAUGUUACCAUCAGCUAAUGGAAGAGAAGAGCAAGGAAUGCAGUAAAGCAGAUAACGUGACAGGUCAGAGUGCUACGGUUGCCAGCACCGACGAAGAUAGUGAGAAAUCCAGCGAUGAGGAGAAAACAGUGCAAUGGCCAGAGCAAGAGCAAUUCUUCUCAUCGGGUUGGUCUUGGUCCUCUUUCCACACUUAAUCCUGAUCAGAGGCAAUCAACUUUAUCAACACAAAGCAAAAAGUUAAGAAAUUUGCUUUAAGUAAUUUUACAGCAAAAUACUGAACUUAAAAUUAUAGUUUCAAUGUAUGCUAACCUGAGUAGAAGUAAACCUGAGCUUUACCUGGCAAAGCAUGUUUUUGUUUGCUAUUUGAGUGUCUGUGGACUAGAGACAUGAUUAAUUUGAUAAAUUGCUUUUUCACGCCUUAAAUCUUCCAAGAUGAACAAAAUUAUGUGAAUACUUGUGUAAUUUUGACGCUGUGUAUAUUUCAAGAUUCAAGAUUGUUUAAUGUCAUUUCCAGUGCACAAGUGGAAAGGAGAAUGAAAUAAUUGUUAUUCUGAUCUAAUGCAGCCCAAAAAAAAACAAAAUAAUUUCAAGAACACAAUAACAAAAAAACACUAAAUAUAAAUACAUAAAAUAGCUUACAUACAUAAAUUGAUGCUAGGCACAAGAGUGUCUGUACAUAAAGAAGUGAUAACGUAGUGGAGGUGGGGGUGUUGAGGGAUGGGUUAGCAGGUGAAGGUGUUGACUGUCCUUACUACUUGGGCAAAGUGAUGGCUUUUGAGUCUGGUAGUCCUGGCAUGGAUGCUAUGUAGCCUCCUCCCUGAUGGGGGUGGGACAAACAGUCCAUGAGUGCAGUGGGUGGGAUCCUUCAUGAUGUUACUGGCCCAUUCCCCACACCUUACUGUAUAUAGUCCUUAAUGCUGGGUGGGAUGGAGCCGGUGAUGCUUCAGGACCAUGAGCAAUCGUGAGAGGUGUGCACUCCUAGGAGAUUGAAACUGCUUGCAGUUUUGACUGCUGCGCCACCAAUGGGAAGAGAGCUGUGGGUGCUACGAGUUCUCCUGAAGGCGAUAACCAUCUCCUUUGUCUUGCUAACAUUGAGGAAAAGGUUAUUUUCCCAGCACCCAGGCCUGAAACUCUUCCACCACCUCUCUGUAGGUUGCCUCAUCAUUGUUGGUGAUGAGCCCCACCAUUGUCAUGUCAUCGGUGAACUUGACAAUGUAAUUACUCGAGUUUUGGCCCAUGGAGUCAUGUGUGAGCAAAAUAUACAGCAAUGGGCUCAGCUCACAGCCCUGGGGAGCACCUGUGUUGAGGAUGAUGGGGAGGGAGGAGAGGUUGUGCACCCUGACUGUCUGAGGUCUAUGGUUGGGAAGUCCAACACCCAGUUGCACAGUGGUGUAUUUAGACCGAGGAGUAAGAGUUUGUUCACCAAGGUCUGUGGGACAAAAGUGUUUAGUGCUGAACUGAAUCCAAGAACAGCGUUUCUGAAUGAUAUGGUUUGAGAUGUUGCCUGGUUCAAAAUCGGGUUCACCUAAGGGCAUAACAGAGGCGCAACAUUGGAUUUAGCAAAAACGAACCUGGAAAAUAAAAACAAUAAAAGUU